AUGAUGAUCAUCUUGUGCCCGGGGGGGUUCUGUGGAAUGUCUCCCAAGGCUGGGGCCACUGUAGCUGCUGUUUACAUGAUCCUAGUGACCAACAUGUACCUGAUCUUCGAGGUUGGCCACUUGGAACGAGCAAUGAUGGACAUGGCACAAAUCAAGCCCUUCAACUUGACCAAUGUGGGGAAGAUGCUACCGUAUUGCUACUAUACAACCAUCACGCUGGCCGUCAUGACCUACCCGGUGUGUGUCUUCCUCAUCUACUCAGUCCACAAGCGGCUCUACAUGGGCAUGUUCGCCUAUGUCACAUGGAUCAUCUUCUAUGAUCUGGCUAACUGUCUCGUCGUGGCCCUGGCUUACCAGGUCUCCAAAGAAGCCUGGUUUUCCCUCAGCCCCCUAGAGUGGUUUGGGCUGGCCACCAGGAUCCCCAUGGAUUGCUUCUGGCUCACCUUCGUUGUCACGUAUGCCCUGAUGACUAUUGAAAGCAAAAGGCAAGGAAGGAUGUCGCUCGGGGCAAGGCGGAUCGUGUCAGAACCGCCCAGGUUUAGGUUGGGCUCCACUGCUAGGAAAAGCGUGUGA
This is a messenger RNA of Gopherus flavomarginatus (Mexican gopher tortoise), 573 nucleotides long. It is a transcript of the gene TMEM217, whose product is annotated as transmembrane protein 217. The record is from RefSeq and is a predicted model, not a curated record. Bases 1 to 573 code for a protein of 190 amino acids. NCBI's taxonomy places the organism in Eukaryota, Metazoa, Chordata, Testudines, Testudinidae. The transcript has a single exon.